UGUCAAAGGCGCACUAGUUAACGGGCGGUGCAUCGUCCCUUUUUUGCGCAUUGAUUCGGGCGUGUAAGCAGGCUCGGCUUGUCAGUCACACUUUGAACGGCGCUGUGGCGCUCAUGACCAUCACCGGAACCGCCAGCGACAGCACCAGCAACAGCACCAGCGGCUCGCCCUACUCCUUCCUCCACCCACUGACCGCCGAAGGAGCCACACGGAGGGAUUAAGGUUGAGGAUGAACGCUUGCUGAGGGGCAGCCACACAAAGCCGAGGGCGACAUAAACAUUCGCCGGCGGGGGAGGGUACAGAGGAGCGAGACGACGAGCCGUUUCGCCGUUCGAGAGCUCGCCUCAAGUCGAGGAGGUGGGAGGACUUUGCCAUGGUCCGAUUCGGGGACGUCGUCGUAGCCCUGCUUCUUGUGGACUGUGCGGUGUCGCUGGACGUGCAGAUCACACCCAGUCAUGGUGAAAUCAGUCUCGGGGAGUCCAAAUUCUUCAUGUGCGAAGUUACCGGAGGGGCAAAGCACAUAGACUGGUUUGGACCAAACGGUGAAAGGAUAGAACCGACCAGACCGAACAUCAUGGUGACCCGAAACGAUGAGACGUCAUCCAUCCUGACGCUGUACCGAGCUGUGACAGAGAACGCCGGCACGUACAAGUGCCUUGCCACCAGUGGAGAUCAGCAGGGAGAGUCAACGGUUAACAUCAAAAUAUUCCAGAGAAUCACCUUUACAAAUGCGCCGUCACCGCAAGAGUUUACGGAAGGAGACACUGCAGUCAUCGUAUGUGAUGUCAUCAGUUCCCCUCCACCCACCAUCCUCUGGAAAUACAAAGGAGCUAGAAUUCAGAUGGAAAAAGACGUUCGCUUUAAGGUGCUGAGCAACAACCACCUUCAAAUCCGUGGCAUAAAGAAGACGGACGAGGGCUCAUACACAUGUGAGGGACGCCUGAUGGCCCGCGGAGAGAUUGAUUUACGGGUUAUCACGGUCGUCGUAAAUGUGCUCCCGACCAUCCGUGUAUGGCAGUCAGAGGUGAACGCCACAGCAGAUGUGGGCCAAUCUGCCAUGUUGACCUGUGCAGUUGAUGGUUAUCCUGAACCCAUGGUGACCUGGACAAGGAACCAAAUGGCUCUAGAGGCCGGAGAGAAGUACAGCUUCAACGAAGACGGUUCGGAGAUGUCCAUCAUGGACGUUACCAAGCUUGAUGAGGGCGAGUACACUUGCAUCGCCAAAAACAAGGCUGGGGAAACAGAGCAGGAGCUGAGUUUGAGAGUAUUUGUCAAACCCAAGAUCACAUACAUUGUAAACCAAAGCACAUCUGAAAUGGAGGAGCAGGUCAUGCUAACUUGUGAGGCUUCGGGGGAUCCGACGCCCACCAUCACAUGGAGCUAUGGGAACCGUGUCUUCACUGAUGGCGAGCAGGCACACCUAAACAGGAUCUAUCAGGCAUCAUGGACUCGUCCUGAGCAGCACAAGAGUGAGGAUGGGAAUGUAGUGGUGCGGAGCGACGCUCGCGUAUCCUCCCUCACGCUAAAGUACGUCAAGUACACCGACGCCGGCCAGUACCUAUGUUCGGCCCGCAGUGCCAUCGGUGAAGAUGAAAAGGAGGCAUAUCUGGAAGUCCACUACACUCCUAAAAUCCACGGCGAAGUGGCGGUGUACACCUGGGAGGGAAACGCUGUCAACAUCAGCUGUGAGGUGCAGGCUCACCCAAGCCAAGUUACUAUCGUGUGGCUGAGGGACGGACUGAUGCUGCCCAAUGCCAAUACAAGCAACGUCAAGAUCUUCAGAUCGCCCUUGGCCAGCUACCUCCAGGUGACGCCGGCGUCAGAGAAUGACUUUGGGAGUUACAACUGCACUGCUUCCAACGAGGUGGGCACAGAGGCCAAAGAGUUCGUCCUCAUUCAAGCCGAGGUCCCAUCAUCUCCAUUCAUCAAUGAGGUGUCACCAUUCUCCACCACUGCGCUGGUGCAGUUUGAGGAGCCGGAGUCCACCGGGGGUGUCCCUGUGCUCAAGUACAAAGCGGCAUGGAGGACGCAAGGCAGGGGCAGCUGGUCUCAGAGAAUCUAUGAGCUCAAAGAUGGUUCCAUUGGCGACUUGACGAUCACACACCUGCGGCCAGACACCACCUACGAAGUCAAGAUUUCUGCCAUCAACGGGAAGGGGGAAGGCGAAAGCUGCCCUGUGGAGCUCUUCAAAACGGAGCCUGUCCGAAAACCAAGUCCUCCCAAACUGGAAGCAGUGCUCCAGCCAAUAGGCAAUUCCCUGAAAGUCAGCUGGACCAAGCAAGAUGACGGCGGACUGCCCAUCAUCCAUUACCUUGUGCUCUUCAAACCAAAUCACUCGCCCCAGUGGAAACCCGAAAUUCGCAUGCCCAGUGUCAGCGACUACAUAUUCCUGAGCGGCCUGGAGUGGGAUACAGAGUACGACGUCUCCGUGGUGGCCGAGAACCAGAAGGGCAAAUCGCAACGGGCGAGCGUGUCCAUCAGGACGUCUGUGCAGCCGGCCGUCAUGCCAGACUUGGACGAGGACGCGGGCUUCCCCAUGGGCAUUAUGCUGUGGGCGGGCAUCCUGGUGGUGGCGUUCGUGCUGCUGCUCUUGGCUGUGGACGUCACGUGCUACUUUGUUAACAAGUGCGGCCUCAUCAUGUGCUUGUGCGGCAAGUCGGCCUCCGGCACCAAAGGCAAAGACUUGGAAGAGGGCAAGGCCGCAUUCAUUAAAGACGAGUCCAAAGAGCCCAUUGUGGAAGUCCGAACGGAUGACGAGUGCACGGCUAAUCACAACGCAGCAGGGCCAACGGAACCCAACGAAACCACACCCCUCACGGAGCCAGAGCUGGCGGCUUUCACUGCUGCCCUGGCACUGGACACGCUCUCCUCUGACACAGCCACAGCCACCAUUGACCCUGCACAGGACAGCCCCUCUAGCGAGACCACCAUUCUCACGUGUAGCCUCUCCACUCCGGCCAACGAUCCCUCGCCCACGCCCAUCCCGGCGCCCGCACCCAGCCCGGAGGCAAACGCGGCCCCUCCGACUCCCCCAGUUUGCAGGGCCGCUGUUGAGGCCAAGAUCGCGCCGUUAGUUGAGCAGAGGGGAGGCGAGUGGGUGGCGGAGGAAGAGGAGAACAAGAAGAGCGACGCUCCUCCAAGCACCCCUGAUCUGACUCAAAAACCCGGGACCCCCAUUCCACCCAAGCGCAGACACUCUCCUAAACUUGCUGCCCUGAGGGCUAAAGCUAGCCCGCCUGUAUCUCCGUUGGCCGCAGACCACCCUCUUACGCCAGACACCAAGGAAGGGGCUCCCACUCCGCCACUCAUUCCUAAAGACCCCAAUUCAAACAGCGCCUCUGACAAACCUGCCCAUCCGUCCUCCCCUCAUGACCCCCGGCCUAAUCCCCCAUUUUCAGCCAUCCGCAGUGCUCCAAAAAUGCCGGAUGCCGAAGAAUCACCCCCUGUAGUCCAGGACAUUCCCACGCCUGCUAGUGACCUCCUCACGUCACCGCCCCACAUGUACGACUUCCUCGCCCGCGACAUUUGCCUCAAUAACGCCACGUUUGACUUAGAGCUGAGUAAUGGCACGGAGAGACCCUCAGACAUCCCCGACGACCUCAUUAGCUUAGAGAGCCCGCCCUCUGCCCCAUCUCUGCCCAAUGGAGACGGAGCAGACGUCCCCCCCUCAGUGGACGGACCAGAGACUCUGGCCAAGAUCGCUCUUGCUGUCAACGAUGAGAAGAUUUUUUCAGACGGGAAGGGCAAAGCGGAGGAGGAGCUGUCCAACGCCCUGACGGAGAAGCCCGCCGAGCACAACAUUGUCAUGCAGACAAAAGCGGCGCAGAGCAAAGCAUGAAAAAAAAAAAAAAAAAAAAAAACUUAAAUCUUAAACAUUGUGCAACUGCGGGAAUUUUUAUUUCCAGUGCCCUUAACUACACACACAAAACUAGCAUACAGUUUCACCCCGAGGAGUUUAUCUUGCAGUCACCAGAUUUUUAUUUUUUUAAUUUUAUUUAACAGGACUAUAUGAAGACUCACCCAAGCAUUUGAUUAUCAUGAAAACUAAAAACACGUUCUUGGCAGUCUCCGUUUGGUAUUCCGUGUGUGUGAGACGUCCUUUUGUUUUCUCUGAGCUUUUCAUUCGUGUGCCGCUCUCGUUAGCUUGUUUGUGCAUGUUCGGCCUGCAGAUGGUUGCCCAAAGCUUUCUGGUUUCGCCUCACGGAUCGGACUCCCCCAAUCCUUCCCCCGACAACGCCCACGGAUCUCGCACCGGAUCGGGCCCAGUUUAAGCGAUUUUACACGCACCGCCGUUGCCUCACCAGCGUUCGUUAAGACAACAUACACAAAAAAGUGAAAAGGGAGGGGGGAAAAAAAAUUAAAACACCAUCAGGAGCGCUGAUCUUGUGAUCUACGAUAAAUAUUUUUAUUUGGCUUGUCUCUUCCUCGUGCAAAGCUAAAAAAAAAAAAAAUGUUUUUGUACUAUUUAAGAGUUCCAAAUACGUCCAUCUCUGCCUGCAAGCUUAUGCACUGUGCCUGUGUGUGUGUUGGUAGAACGUCCUGUCAGCAGUUUCAAUGAUAAUCUGUCAGAGAUCUAGCAUCUUGUUUUUAUAUAUGUAUAGAUAUUAUACUGUAUAUAUUAAAAUGUACUAUUACUGUCUGAAGAAGGUGGACUAAACGGACUAACACGGUCAUGAUAACAAUAACAGGUGUCGUAUUAUCAAAGCACAGCACUAUGUAUACAGUAUAAAGUCUUCUAAAAUCAGUGGUUUUUGUGAAGGCAGGCAUGAAUUCAUAACUACUAACGAGCAGGCACGUUGUUUGGGCAGCAAAUUCAUGUGUUGCUUCUUGCUGGUUUUCUUCAUUCUCUCCUUCAAGUGUUCUGUGACGUGCCCCCCCCCCCCCCUUCCUCACUUCAUGUCUUUUGUACAAACUGCUCAUCUGGAAGCAGAGUGGGCAAACAAAACUUUCACGCCAACCGGGAGACCGAAUUUCCCUUAAAAAAAAAAAAAGGAACCGCCAAUUAAUGAACGCCUCUCUUUUUUCCAUUAUGAAAAAGUAACAGCUAAAAAUGUCAUCAGCUCGGUUCACGGACGUUGUUGUUGAAUUUGCUAACCAAAACAGCCGCACCCACCGAGGCAUCAAACAGCCUCACGUUAAUACAUUUUUGUGUGUCUUUCACACCCUCUAUCGGUCCUAACUGGCGACCACUCAUUGACUGGUCUCCCAAAACCCCCCUCUGUAAAAAGAACAAAGGGAAUAACACGUUCCGAGACGCUAUCGUUCAAACAGAUCGCAAAGCCCGUUUUAACUUUAUGUUAACCAAAACAGGAGCACCUGCCGGGGUGCCGGCCCUUCGUCUAUCUCAAAAAGCAAACACCUCCUUCAAAUGAACACUUUGCUUUCCCAUUUCAAUUGGGUGGUCUUUUAUACUUUUUAGAUACAUUUCAAUUUCACUUGACACGUAUUGCGAAAUAUAUUUUUUUUUUCACACAAUUCCGCAAAUGAAGUGAAAGGCCUCACCCCCUAAUGAACUCCCUGACCAGUUAUUUGUCGAAACAUAGUCAAUUCGAUGAAAAAUGCUCAAACGAUCCUCCUGCUCUUUACAGACUGCCCCUCCCCCCCCCCCCUUUUUUUUUCUGAUCUAACGGGGUGGGGAAAAACUAGAUAAAUAUUUGCUGUGUACAGUCUUGAGUGCUAACCCAUUUUCAAAAUAAACAUUGUUUUUCAAUCACA
Molecule: messenger RNA, 5715 nt
Organism: Syngnathoides biaculeatus (alligator pipefish)
Lineage: Eukaryota; Metazoa; Chordata; Actinopteri; Syngnathiformes; Syngnathidae
Gene: ncam1b
Product: neural cell adhesion molecule 1b
Exons: 21
Coding region: 374-3838 (1154 amino acids)
Biological process (GO): cell adhesion
Cellular component (GO): neuron projection; membrane
Molecular function (GO): protein binding
Source: RefSeq, a predicted model, not a curated record